UAUUUCACUUCCGGUUCUGUGGUCCUCGUGUCCAUUAAAAAUAAAUUCUAUAGGCCUAUAUUUUACAGUCAAGAUGGCAAAGACAAGUACAAAGAAACCAAGAAUAAGAGAUUAUGUUAACAAAUCGAACCAUAGCAUGAAUCCGGAUAGAAAGAAGGGUGAAGGAGGGUCGAAUAUGCGUGAUCGAGCCACAAUCAAGCGACUUCAGAUGUAUAAAAAUUUCAAACCAAAAAGGGACAGUACAGGGAAGAUCACUAAAGCAGCCCCUUUCCAAUCUCGCCUGCCCUCUGGUACUGUAGCUAGGGUAGAACCCAACAGGAAAUGGUUUGGUAACACAAGGGUCAUAACACAGAAUGCUCUACAGACGUUCCAGGAGGAGAUGACCAAGGUCAAGAAUGACCCUUACAAAGUUGUCAUGCGACAGACAAAACUCCCAAUCACCCUUCUAAAUGAAACAGCAAAACAUGCAAGAGUGCAUCUCUUAGAUACAGAAAGUUUUGAAACAACAUUUGGAAAAAGGUCACAGAGGAAAAAACCUAACCUGAAGUUUGAAGAUAUGCAGGCUUUGAUGGAACAAGCAUCAUCUUCAGCAGAAAAGUAUGAUUCAGAAAAAGACCGUGAUCUGGUAACUGAGGAACCAGAGUUCAAACUUGAAGCACCAGAGGUCAUCUUCAAGGCUGGACAAUCAAGACGAGUGUGGGGUGAGCUAUACAAGGUAAUAGACUCGUCCGAUGUGGUCAUACAGGUGUUGGAUGCUCGGGAUCCACUCGGCACUAGAUGUUACCAGAUAGAACGCUACAUGAAAAAGGAAAAACCACACAAGCACCUUAUCUUUGCUCUCAACAAGGUUGACCUAAUCCCAGUCUGGGUCACUCAAAAAUGGGUGGCUAUUCUAUCAUCCGAGCACCCUACGAUGGCCUUUCAUGCAAGCAUCACAAACCCAUUUGGGAAAGGCUCCCUCAUCAAUCUCCUACGACAGUUUGCCAAGCUACACAAAGACAAGAAACAGAUUAGUGUUGGAUUUAUAGGCUACCCAAAUGUGGGGAAGAGCUCCAUCAUCAACACCCUCCGGGCCAAGAAAGUCUGUAAUGUUGCACCUAUAGCAGGCGAAACAAAGGUGUGGCAGUAUGUGACGCUUAUGAGGAGGAUUUACCUGGUCGACUGUCCAGGUGUGGUGUAUCCUUCAGCAGAUUCCAAAUCUGAUUUUGUCCUCAAAGGAAUUGUGCGUGUAGAAAUGGUGAAGACACCAGAGGACUACAUCUCUGAUUUGUUAAAACGUGUGAAGAAAGAUUACAUAAAACAGACCUAUAAGGUACAGGAAUGGACCAGCGCUGAGAACUUUCUCGAGCAACUUGCCAAAAAGUGUGGAAAACUACUCAAGGGUGGAGAACCAGACUUCAGCACCAUGGCUAAAAUGGUUCUGAAUGACUGGCAGAGAGGGAAGAUUCCCUACUUUGUACGGCCGCCUGGCAGCGAGGAGGGUGAGAGCAGCAUCAGUAGUACAGAACAACAGACUGGAAACGCAGUUGAGCAAGGGCAAAGUGCUGAUGAAGCUGCAAAGGUACAAGCAAAACAAGAGGAGACAACUGAGUCCAAGGAUAUAGAAGCAACAGAGACCAUUGGGGAGGCAAAGGUGAAAAAGGUAGUGAUACCAAAGGUACGACAAGACCUCAGUAAAAUUAAUGUGGCCCCUACUUUCAUAGCUGAAGACAUAAAAAAAUUGGAACUGGACACAUUGGAGGGGGAUGAUUCUGAGGUUUCCGAAUCUGAGGAAGAAGAAGAGGAGGAGGUAGAUGCAGAGAACAGAGAGGAUGAUGAAAAGAAUAAAAAGGACAACUCUGAGACAACCAGUGAUUUAGUCACUAAACAAGAAAAGUGUAGGGAAAACAGCAUAAAACACAGCAAUGAAAUGAAAAAAUGUAUGAAGGAUUUUGUGAAUGAUGAGCAGUGUGAGGUACUGGACAUAGGUGUGAACGAUACUGACUCUUGUGAUAAGGUCAAGGACAUUGGGGAGAAUGGUUCUCAGUCACUGGGGAAGAACAGUACAAAGAAAGUCAGAUUUGAUGUAGAGUGUGACGAUAAAACAGGGUCCCUCACACAAACGCGCAAAAGGAAGCCGGAAAUGGUUAAGCAGAGCAGAAGUGGCAAGUUUGUUGUCACAGAGAUUGACGAGGAAGAGGACUCGCCAAAGAAGCAGAAACUAAAUAGUAAACAGAGACGUCGAUUAGACAGAGAAUCCAAAACCAAGAAGAUAGGCUCUCAGUUUUAUGCCCAAACAAAUGUGAAAAACAAAAACCGAAGGAAGUAACAGGGGCAGGAUUGAUCAUUAGUGUGCUAUCACUGAUUGGAAUAUUUGUUUGUGCUUAAAAUCACAAUUAUUAUAAAAUAUUUAACUUUGA
Messenger RNA from Mizuhopecten yessoensis (Yesso scallop), 2399 nucleotides. Its product is annotated as nucleolar GTP-binding protein 2-like. Gene Ontology annotation, molecular function: GTP binding. The transcript has 14 exons. The record is from RefSeq and is a predicted model, not a curated record. NCBI's taxonomy places the organism in Eukaryota, Metazoa, Mollusca, Bivalvia, Pectinida, Pectinidae. Bases 74 to 2308 code for a protein of 744 amino acids. Gene Ontology annotation, cellular component: nucleolus.